Solanum verrucosum is the source of this 975-nucleotide messenger RNA. RefSeq lists its product as uncharacterized. The transcript is spliced from 2 exons. Lineage: Eukaryota; Viridiplantae; Streptophyta; Magnoliopsida; Solanales; Solanaceae. The record is from RefSeq and is a predicted model, not a curated record. The coding region runs from base 1 to 975 and encodes 324 amino acids.
AUGGAGAAGUACUUUUUUAAAGUAUCAAAUUCAAGUUCUAUUACUCAGAAUCAACCUAACUGGGAAGAAAAUGCUAAUCAUUUGGAAGUACCAUCAUACUCUUCUCAAGAAUUUGAUUUAAGUUCUUUAAAGGCAGAUCCAGAUAAGCACGGGUAUCAGAUCCGCUUAGCAGUUUCAAUUGAUGUAGUAAGACUUCUUGUGAAACAAGGCUUGGCAUUUCGAGGUCAUGAUGAAUCUAAAUUAUCACUUAACAGAGGUAAUUUUCUUGAGAUUCUUUCAUUUUAUGCCCAAAAGUGUGAUGAAGUUCGUAAGUUUGUAUUAGAAAAUGCUCCUCAAAAUGACCAAAUGACUUGUCCAAAAAUUCAAAAAGAUAUUGUAAUUGCUUGCAAGAUUGAAACAAUUAAGGGCAUCAUAAAGGAACUAAAUGGUGAUUAUUUUUCCUUAUUGGUUGAUGAAUCUUUUGAUGUUUCACGCAAGGAGCAAAUGACGGUUGUUUUACGAUAUGUUGAUAGAAGAGGAUUUGUGAUGGAGAGACUUCUUGACAUUGUUCAUGUUAAAAAUACUAGUGCUUUAUCUCUAAAAGAAGCAAUUGUCAAUUUACUUUCUCAACAUUCCUUGAGUCUAUCUUAUGUGUGUGGACAAUGCUAUAAUGGAGCAAGUAAUAUGCAAGGUGAUAUCAAUGGCCUUAAGAUGUUGAUUAAGAAAGAAAGUAGAUCGGCUUAUUCCAUACAUUGUUUUGCUCAUCAACUUCAAUUAACUCUUGUUGGUGUUUCUAAAAGAUGUCUUCAAGUUGGAGAACUUGUUCAUUUGGUUUCAAAUAUUUUUAAUGUUUUGGCGGCUUCUUAUAAACGUAUGGAUGAUUAUCGAGAAUCUCAGGAAAAAAUAAUUCAAAAAGCUUUUGAUAUGGGUGAGCUUAAAACGGGUAGAGGCUUGCAUCAAGAAAUUGGUAUUUCUAGAGCUUGCGAUACUCGUUGA